Molecule: messenger RNA, 3756 nt
Organism: Caretta caretta (loggerhead turtle)
Lineage: Eukaryota; Metazoa; Chordata; Testudines; Cheloniidae
Source: RefSeq, a predicted model, not a curated record
UCUGGGCAUGCGCACAUGGAGGCGGGGCGGGGCGGAAGUCGCGCGUGCGCAGAGGCAGAGCUCACCGGCUGCUGCGGGGCCGGGCUGAGCGGCAGGGUCUGUGCCGGGGCGACCUUCAUUAACCCCCCCGCGCCCGGCCCGCGCCCUGCUCCCGCUGGGGCCGCCCCGGGCCCUGCCCGCCCCGCUGCCGAGCUGCCGCCUCCAGGCUGCAGAACGACGUCCAUGUUUCACUCCAGCUCCUCCCAUCCUCCCAUGGGACCGGGAAGAGAAAUGGCUGCAGUGGAGCCAGCUCAGGGGCCGGUGACCUUCGCGGAGGUGGCUGUGUAUUUCACCAGGGAAGAGUGGGCUCUGCUGCACCCUGCUCAGAGAGCUCUCUACAGAGAUGUCAUGAAGGAGAACUAUAAGAAUGUGACCUUGCUGGCAGGGUUUCCAGUUUCCAAACCUGAUGUGAUCUCCCAGCUGGAACAAGGGGAAGAGCCAUGGGUCCCAGAGGGAAGAGAGAUCCUGAGAGCUCCCUGCACAGUUUCUAUCUCUAUCACAGCAGGUGAUGCAAUGCUCUGUGAGAAGGAGGAGCAGAAUUCUCAGCAGGAAAAUGUUGAGCAAGUAGAUAAACACAGAGAAUUAUCGCAAAGAUGGAAAAGGAAUGUGUCCAGGAGUCAUGAGCAGGGAAAAUCCUUUGCGAUUCAUCACAGACCAGAAAGAGAGCAGGGAAACCAGCCAUUGGAGAAAAUGGGUAAAUUUAUUUCCUGUCGAGGAACUCAGCAGGGCCUCAAGAAAACCACAUCCCAGCAGGAAAUCCUCAGCAGAAAGAGGAAAAAUACAUGCAGUGAGUGUGGAAAAAGCUUCACCAACAGAUCAUCCCUUUCUAAUCAUCAGAGAAUCCACACAGGGGAGAGGCCCUAUGAAUGCAGUGAGUGUGGGAAAAGCUUCAUUCAAAGAUCAGGCCUUUUUCAGCAUCAUAGAGUCCACACAGGGGAGAGGCCCUAUGAAUGCUGUGAGUGUGGGAAAAGCUUCACUUGCAGCUCAGCCCUUUCUACUCAUCAGAGAAUCCACACAGGGGAGAGGCCCUAUGAAUGCCGUGAGUGUGGAAAAUGCUUUAACAGGAGCUCAGACCUUUCUAUACAUCAGAGAAUCCACACAGGGGAGAGGCCCUAUGAAUGCCAUGAGUGUGGGAAAACCUUCCUUUGGAACUCAGCCCUUUCUAAUCAUCAGAGAAUCCACACAGGGGAGAGGCCCUAUGAAUGCAGUGAGUGUGGGAAAAGCUUCAUUCAAAGAUCACACCUUUUUCACCAUCAGAGAAUCCACACAGGGGAGAGGCCCUAUGAAUGCAGUGAGUGUGGGAAAAGCUUCACUGAAAGAUCAGCCCUUUUUGAGCACCAGAGAAUCCACACAGGGGAGAGGCCCUACAAAUGCAGUGAGUGUGGGAAAAGCUUCAGUCAAAGAUUAGGCCUUUUUCAGCAUCAAAGAAUCCACACAGGGGAGAGGCCCUAUGAAUGCAGUGAGUGUGGGAAAACCUUCAUUAGGAGCUCAGCCCUUUCUAAUCAUCAGAGAAUCCACACAGGGGAGAGGCCCUACGAAUGCAGUGAAUGUGGGAAAAGCUUCAUUCGAACAACAGACCUUUUUCACCAUCAGAGAAUCCACACGGGGGAGAGGCCCUAUGAAUGCAAUGAGUGUGGGAAAAGCUUCAUUAGGAGCUCAGCCCUUUCUAAUCAUCAGAGAAUCCACACAGGGGAGAGGCCCUACAAAUGCAGUGAAUGUGGGAAAAGCUUCAUUCGAACAGCAGACCUUUUUCAGCAUCAGAGAAUCCACACUGGGGAGAGGCCCUACAAAUGCAGUGAGUGUAGGAAAACCUUCACUAGGAGCUCAUCCCUUUAUAAACAUCAGAGAAUCCACACAGGGGAAAAUCCCUAUGAAUGCCGUGAGUGUGGGAAAAGCUUGACUCAAAGAUCAGAACUUUCUAAUCAUCAGAGAAUUCACACAGGGGAAAGGCCCUACAAAUGCAGUGAGUGUGGGAAAACCUUCUCUAGCAGCUCAGCCCUUUCUAGUCAUCAGAUAAUUCACACAAAGGAGAGGCCCUACGAAUGCAGUGAGUGUGGGAAAAGCUUCACUCAAAGAUCAGGCCUUUCUGCUCAUCAGAGAAUCCACACAGGGGAAAGGCCCUACAAAUGCAGUGAGUGUGGGAAAAGCUUCAUUGAAAGAUCAGCCCUUUUUCAGCAUCAGAGAAUCCACACAGGGGAGAGGCCCUAUGAAUGCAGUGAGUGUGGGAAAAGCUUCAUUGAAAAAUCAGGCCUUUUUCGGCAUUAUAGAAUCCACAGAGGGGAGAGGCCCUACGAAUGCAGUGAGUGUGGGAAAAGCUUCAUUGAAAGAUCAGCCCUUUUUCAGCAUCAGAGAAUCCACACAGGGGAGAGGCCCUAUGAAUGCAGUGAGUGUGGGAAAAGCUUCAUUGAAAAAUCAUCCCUUUUUCAGCAUCAGAGAAUCCACACAGGGGAGAGGCCCUACGAAUGCAGUGAGUGUGGGAAAAGCUUCAUGCAAAGAUCACACCUUUUUGACCAUCAGAGAAUCCACACCGGGGAGCGGCCCUAUCAAUGCAGUGAGUGUGGGAAAAGAUUUAUUCGAAGAUCAAAACUUUUUAAGCAUCAGAAAAUCCACACAAGGGAGAGGCCCUACAAAUGGAUUGAGUCUGGGAAAAGCUUCACGAACAGCUCAGCCCUUUCUGCUCAUCAGAGAAUCCACAAAGGGGAGAGGCCCUACAAAUGCGGUGAGUGUUGGAAAAGCUUCAAUAGCAGCUCAGCGCUUUCUAAUCAUCAGAGAAUCCACACAGGGGAGAGGCCCUAUGAAUGCAGUGAGUGUGGGAAAAGCUUCUUUCAAAGAUCCCACCUUUUUCACCAUAAGAGAAUCCACACCGGGGAGACGCCGUAUGAAAGCAGUGAGUCUGGGAAAAGCUUCACGAGCAGCUCAGCCCUUUCUUAUCGUCAGAGAAUCCACACAGGGGAGAGGCCCUACGAAUGCCGUGAGUGUGGGAAAACCUUCACUAGCAGCUCAGCCCUUUCUUCUCAUCAGAGAAUCCACACCGGGGAGAAGCCCUACGAAUGCUGUGUGUGUGGGAAAUGCUUCACUAGGAGCUCAGACCGUUCUAAACAUCAGAGAAUCCACACAGGGGAGAGGCCGUAUGAAUGCAGUGAGUGUGGGAAAAGCUUCACUCAAAGAUCAGACCUUUGUUAUCAUCAGAGAAGCCACACAGGUGAGAGGCCCUACGAAUGCAGUGAGUGUGGGAAAACCUUCACUAGGAGCUCAUCCCUUUAUAAACAUCAGAGAAUCAACACAGGGGAGAGGCUCUGUCAUAAAUAUAAAGGGCAGGGUAAACACCUUUAAAAUCCCUCCUGGCCAGAGGAAAAACCCUUUCACCUGUAAAGGGUUAAGAAGCUAGGAUAACCUUGCUGGCACGUGAUCAAAAUGACCAGUGAGGAAACUGUCUGUGUGAUGCUUUUGCCGGGAAGAGAAAAGGAAUGAAGUCUUAGAACUUAGUAAGUAAGCUAACUAGAUAUGCUGUAGAUUCUGUUUUGUUGAAAUGGCUGAUAAAAGAAGUUGUGCUGAAUGGAAUGUAGAUUCCUGUUUUUGUGUCUUUUUGUAACUUAAGGUUUUGCCUAGAGGGAUUCUCUAUGUUUUGAAUCUGAUUACCCUGUAAGGUAUUUACCAUCCUGAUUUUACAGAUGUGAUUCUUUUACUUUUUUUCUUCAAUUAAAAUUCUUUUAAGAA